UUUUUAAAUAAACAAAUAAAAACCAGCUGCCUUGACGAUUUCACCUUACUUAGUGCAUCCUGAUUUAUGAUUUCUAGAUUUAUAUAUGAAUUCAUUCAUUUGAAGUUCUGUUUCAAAAUCAAAAUAUUCCUUCAUUAUUCUUUGAUUCCUUCUCCAUUUGAAUUUAUCAAAAAUAAACUGAAUUUAUUUUCAAAGCUAUUUUUUUAAGUCAUUCAAUUGUAACAAAAAAUAUAUUUCCAACAUGCCUUUAGAAGCGGUAAUACGACGCAAUGCUGAAAAUACGGAACGUAUAAUGAAAAAUGCCUUGGGUUAUGUGGUCUGUAAUAAUAACUAUGGUACAAUAGCUAUAUCUUCCUAUGACAAUACCGUAUCGGUGGGCAUUAUAAAGUUAAUUUGUAAAAUGUUGGUAUCGGCCGCUAGAAGUGCAGUACGUGAUAUUGACAGUACAAACGAUUUGAAAUUUUUACGCAUAGCCACCAGAAAAUUUGAAUAUUUAGUAGCACCAGAAAAGGAAUUUACUAUAGUGGUGGUACAAUGAAUUGUUAAUCUCAUAUGUAUUUUAUAUAAAAAAAACUUUUAUUUUUAUUUUUUUUAUCUAUCUCUUGUUAAAAAAAACAUUUGGCUAAUACAAAUAAUUAAAAUUUUUCAAAAUAAAAGAGUGGUUAGGCAUUUUGAAAACCA
Molecule: messenger RNA, 681 nt
Organism: Lucilia sericata (common green bottle fly)
Lineage: Eukaryota; Metazoa; Arthropoda; Insecta; Diptera; Calliphoridae
Product: dynein light chain roadblock-type 2-like
Exons: 2
Coding region: 242-538 (98 amino acids)
Biological process (GO): microtubule-based movement
Cellular component (GO): centrosome; cytoplasmic dynein complex; cytoplasm
Molecular function (GO): dynein intermediate chain binding
Source: RefSeq, a predicted model, not a curated record